Molecule: messenger RNA, 2814 nt
Organism: Musca domestica (house fly)
Lineage: Eukaryota; Metazoa; Arthropoda; Insecta; Diptera; Muscidae
Product: probable serine/threonine-protein kinase kinX
Exons: 2
Coding region: 275-2731 (818 amino acids)
Source: RefSeq, a predicted model, not a curated record
AAACUAAGCGCAAAAUAAAAAGCACAAGCUUGCCGCUCGCUCGAGCAGUUCAAAUUGUGUAUCGCGUGUCAAAACAAGUGUCAGCAUUGUGUCAAUCGUUCCGUUACAGUUGUGCCGAAAACGAACGUCGCCUAUAAAACCGAGGUGUUAAGAAACAAUUGCACCAGUGAUUACAAAUAAUGUCCAGACUGCCCUCGUACUGAGCAGAUGUUAGAACAGUAAAGUGCGAGAGUGAGAGUGUGUGUGUGUGCAUUAAACGAAACGAAACAAAAUAAUGAAUAAAAAUUUAAGCCUUUUCACCUGGGCAUUAAUUGCCCUGGUUCUAAGUUGUGGGUGUGUUGCAUAUCCCACCGAAUCGGAUGCGGAACAGACAACUGAGUCGCCCAUUGCCGAUAUGGCUUUGGUGGAUACCCAUAUGAAGGAUAGCAAAUCGGAAACCGAAGUCCAGGGUCAAGCCAAACAACAGUCGACUAAGGCUGAUAGUGCCCAACCUCAGACAAUUGCCGAUUUCGUCAUCCACCCCUUGAUUGCAUUGAAACCCAGAACUCCCGAAGAACCUGCCGCUGAGGGCAAACAAGCCGGCACCACAACAACCCCAGCCCCAUGGCAAUUGUUUGGCUUUAAUCCUGCCCAGAGUUUGGGUUCCUCAGUGUCCUCUUUGGCUGGCACCGUUAGCGGUUGGUUGGGCAAUCGCAUCCAAAUUCCCGGUUUGAUUGAUACACCUGUUGGUGAGAGUACAACAACCACCACCACCACUACUACAACUCCUCGCCCCGACGUCAUUGUACGAGUACAACAUCGUCCUACAACUCGCAGACCUUUGAUGAACAACGAUAUCCCCAAUCGCCCACAUCGUUUCAGCAACAAUGGCCCCUAUGAUUCCGAGGAGUACUACGAUGAGUACGACAACGAUUACGAUUCGGAUUAUGACAAUGACUUUGACAACAAUGACGUAGACUUCGAACGUGGCGAUGAUGACUUCGACAACGAGGAUGAUGAUGAAGGUUUCGAGGACGAAGAAGAAGAGGAGGAAGAGGACGAAGAAGAGGAACGUCCAGUGCGCAAGCGUCGCCCCAGCAGCAGCAGUAGCAACAAAAACAAAAAGAACAAAAAUAAAAAGAAGACCGAUCAAAAGAAACGCAAGACCAACAAGGAUCGCAACGAAAAGCGUAAACGUCCCGUAAAAGUCGACAGCGAAGAAGAUCUGGAUGACGAUGAGGAUGAUGAUGAUGAGAUCGAUCAAAUUUUCGAAGACUACGAUGCAGCAAUCAACAAUGACUUCUUCUAUGGCAAAGGACAUGCCUCCACAAAACGUUCCCAAAACCAACAAAGCUUCAUCCAAUUGGGUCAGCAAAAUUUGAUUGAUCAAAUCCGUCAAUUGACAAGAGGACAAUCAUUCUUGGAAUCUGGCACUGGCUCGGGCACACGCAAGGGAUCUUCGACGAAACAAACUCGUCCCCAAGCCACCCUGAUCAUCAAUCGCAAUGGCCAGACCAUGGUCAUUGGUCCCGAACAUGUAGAAUUGGCACCAACCACUAACAACAAGGUUUCACAGACCACCACAUCGUCAGCCAGCUCUGGCCGUCGCCCUGCAUCCAAUUUCCCUCAACCACCAUUGACUGUACCCCUGAGACGUAAGGGUCAACCCACCCAAUACAUUACAAUUCCCUGGAGUCAAUUGGGCAUUGCCACACCACACAAUGUCGUCUCUGUAACCGAUGGCAUCCAGACCCAACCCUUGAUCCUGAAUAUUCCCCAAAGCGCUUUGGAGGCCAUGACAAAUCCCAGACCCAACAAAAACAAGAAACCCAUUAUCACCUCUGAUGCUGUUCCCCUCUUGGCCGAAGCCUCUUUGAUGGAUGUCUUCAAACCACCCCAAAUACCUCCAGCACGUACCCCCUCCGGCACCAGAAAUGCGCUCAAGCCAUCGUCGUCAGUAAAACCAGUUAUCAUCACCACCAAAACAAAGCAACGAAUCCGUCCUGGUACAAUUGUUGAGAAGGCUCCCGAAGUGAAUGAAAUGGAAAACCAAAAGGAUUCCAAUAAUAUGGAAGAGAAACAAGAGGGAAAUACCAUGGCCGAAGAAGAACAGACCCAAUUCAUUGUAAUUGGUGAUGAUGGUGAAGCAGGUUUGGGUCGUCAUGCCUAUGGCCAUUUGUCUGAGGCACGCAAAUUCCAGCCAUUGAACCCUUAUUUCCACAUUUUGCAAGGUCAACCCCUCAAUUUGCGUAGAGGCCGUGAUUUGGAAAUGAAUGUGGAAGAGGUUGCUCCAGUUAAUGGUGAAGAACCUGUCAAAACGGAAGUUUCUGAUGCCGCUGAGAAAGAAGAUGUUAUGGUAAUGGAGGAACCCGUUAUGAUGCAGGAGGAAGCCGUCAUGGACAAGGAACCAAUGAUGGAAGAACCUGUCAUGUUGAAUGAACCUGUUGUGGUUGAGGAACCAGCCAUGGUAGAGGCCAGAAAUGCUCCCGUUGAGAUCGUGGAAGAGCCAGUCAUGAUGAAAGAAGAAGCUAUGGUCGAAGAACCCGUAAUGAUGGAAGCCAUGCCAGCUGCCGUAGAAAAGGAAGAAGUAAUGAAGAUGGAGGAACCAGUCGUUAUGAUGGAAGAAGCUCCCGUUAGCCAGAACGCCGAACAAUUGAUUCCCGUCCAAGUUGUAACCUCCGAAUCCGAUGCAAUGAAAAGCUCUGAUGCGGUAGCUGAAAAUACCAAACCAGAAGAAGCCAAAACAGAAUAGUAAGCAUUAUUUCUUGAACUUAAGGAAAUAAUAUUUUUAGGAGCGAUCGAAUAAGGAUUUUUUUUAAAGAUAAGAAGUAUUAA